GUUCAGAUGUCAGAGAACUUUAACAAAAUGACGAAAGUACCACCGCUGACUGCUAUGUUUUGGUAUUUAACGAUUGAAAUUAGCAAAGUUUGGGAAUUUGACUUGAAAGAAAACAGAGCAUACACACAAAGAUAGUCAUCACAACACAACAGCAGGGUUCCGUUAUGUCUCAGCUUAACCACACGCUGAAUCUAAACGAUGACAUCAGAGAGAGAUCUAAGAUUAUCAAACAGCACGAAGAUAACCUUAAGUUCAUUGAUUCUCAAUCAAACCAGUUAGCUGAAUCAAUAUUGGACUUGCAAGUGAGACUUGCAAAGUACCAUUCAAAUAAUGUAAUUACAUCAGAUAGUGGAAAUGGUGCCUUUCAUACUGAAGAGGAAACAAUGGAACAGAUACUGAAGAAAGAAAACUCUGCUGCUGGUGUAUAUAGUUGGCUAAAAAGUAAUGCUAAGACAUCGGGUUUAACAUUAACAAAGGACGUUGUUGGAGUUGUUGCAACCCUUGGCAAAGUUGAGAGCGAUAAUCUUAGCAGGAUGCUUUCUGAGUUUUUGGGCUUGGAGACAAUGCUUGCGAUUGUCUGCAGUUCCUAUGAAGGCAUUAAUGCACUGGAGAAGUAUGAUAAUGAGGGCUUGAUAAACUGUAAUGCUGGAUUGUAUGGCAUAGGGUCUUCAAUUGGGAAGAGAAUUAAUGGCAGGUUUUCUGUCAUAUCUCUUGCAGAUUUAAGGCCCUUUGUUGGAGGGUUGGUAGCUGAUGAUCCACAAAAGAAGUUGGCUCUUCCAAAGCCAAGAUUACCUAAUGGGGAGUGGCCAGCUGGGUUUGUGGAUUAUGCAGUGAACAUGAUCCAUUUGGACUCAAAACAUUUAUCUUUUGUUACUGAGAUUGGGUAUGGUCUUAGAGAGACACUAUUUUAUGGAAUAUUUUCUCGCCUACAAAUAUAUAAAACCCGGAAGGAAAUGCUGCUUGCUCUCCCAUGCAUUCAUGAAGGAGCUUUGUCAUUGGAUGGUGGGAUGAUUAAGAGAAGUGGCAUGUUUGCUCUUGGUAGCAGGAAAGAUGUAGAAGUGAAGUUUCCUUUAAUUUCUGGAGGGUCUGGUGUACCUCCAAACUACAUUGAAACUGAAGAGGCAGUGAGGAAGCUGAAUUGGGAAACAGCUAAACUAGGUGCAGAUAAGCACAGAGAGCAGCAAUUAUUAGAUUACAGAAAAGGGAAUAUUCAGUAGGCGAACCUGAAAAGUUAUUUUGCAGGACAUGUUUACAACUAACUAACCAAAUUUAAUUGUGUAUCAGCUACUAAUUUUGUGGCCCUUAGUUCACUAGGAAUAUGCCCAAAAGAAACUAGAUAUGUAUGCAUAAAAAGACACGAUACAGUGAACUUCUUUUUGUAACCUAAAGUAGCCAUGCUUGCUUACAUCUGAUUUUCAACUGCAGUCAGGAAAAACCUUGGAUAGUUUAGCUUCUAUAUUUCAAUGAUGCAACUUGCUGAGCACUUCUACUUGGA
Vigna radiata var. radiata (mung bean) is the source of this 1495-nucleotide messenger RNA. Its product is annotated as protein DEFECTIVE IN MERISTEM SILENCING 3. The transcript has 6 exons. NCBI's taxonomy places the organism in Eukaryota, Viridiplantae, Streptophyta, Magnoliopsida, Fabales, Fabaceae. Bases 165 to 1217 code for a protein of 350 amino acids. The record is from RefSeq and is a predicted model, not a curated record.